Selaginella moellendorffii is the source of this 2145-nucleotide messenger RNA. RefSeq names its product serine/threonine-protein kinase-like protein CR4. Gene Ontology annotation, biological process: protein phosphorylation. The record is from RefSeq and is a predicted model, not a curated record. The coding region runs from base 1 to 2145 and encodes 714 amino acids. Gene Ontology annotation, molecular function: protein kinase activity; ATP binding. The transcript is spliced from 3 exons. NCBI's taxonomy places the organism in Eukaryota, Viridiplantae, Streptophyta, Lycopodiopsida, Selaginellales, Selaginellaceae.
AUGGCACCCGUUUGUUUUGGAUCCAUUCGCACACACGAACAACCCCAAGUCAAGCAACUAGUCACCAUAUCCUCUGGAGGGAAAUUUGUAUGUGGGCUGGAGUAUGGCAAUCAUUUUCCAAUAUGCUGGGGCAGUCUCGAAGCUCCACAAAGUUUUCUAAAUGUUAGCUAUACAGCCAUAAGCAGUGGUGCAAGCCAUGCGUGUGCAAUACGAAGCUACGACAAUAGAGCCGACUGCUGGGGGAGUAUAAACUCUUCUACUGUUCCAAACCAAGCCUUCGUGUCGAUCUCAUCUGGAAGUGGUUUCUCCUGUGGCCUGACACUAGAUGGAGCAACAGCAUGCUGGGGAGAAGUGCCAGGUGCAAUCCCAAAACCAGCAAAUGAUAAGAAGUUCAUGGCUUUGUUUGCUGGAGCAUAUGUAGUUUGUGGAAUAACAGCUCAAGCAGGAGAAACUCUCUGCUGGGGAGGUGAAAAGAGCAAUCCCAGUCCUGCAAUUCCUCCUCCUGGUCUCAAGUUUUCUUACAUAACUGGAGGAUUCCGCCAUACUUGUGGAGUGCGUGCAGACAAUCACCAAGCCGUAUGCUGGGGAGAUAACAGGUUUGCGCAACUUCGAGUUCCGGAGAACGCCACCUUUUCAGCCAUUUCAGCUGGUGAUUUCUACACUUGUGGUGUGAGGCUGGACAGGGCUAUGAAGAUCGUGUGUUGGGGAAACUCUGGUGUAUUGAAGAACGAAGACUUCAAUGCGAGCCAGGGAGUUUGCACAAGCAGGUGUGGGAAAAACCAAUACGAGCUGCAUGGAAGUACAUCUUGCCCCUCACUCUCUGACAAAGUGUGUUUGGACUGCUCCAUUUGUGUUGGCGACAACGUAGAGAUCUCUCCUUGUGGAGAUAGCUUCGACAGAAAAUGUGGCAAAUUGGAUAUUACUAGUGGAGAUGAGAUAUCAAAGAGCUGGAGGAGGAUUAUGUUUGUGUUGUAUGUAACUUGUUUUGGAGCUGCGGCUGUGGGAAUUUUGGUGUAUUUGAAAUGUGGAGCUGCAAAGUUUGGAAAGAUUUCUGGGCAUGGAGUUAUAUGUUUUUCGGCGUCUGAGCUACAAGCAGCCACGAACAAUUAUUGUGAUGACUCAAUAUUGGGAAAAGGUUCAUUUGCAACAGUGUAUAAAGGAGUUCUUCACAAUGGUUGUCAAGUUGCUAUCAAACAAGCAAAGGCCUGUACAAGAGGCACCCUACACGACAACUUGUAUUCUUCCAAUUCACUGGAAUGGACAACAAGGAUCAAAAUCUCGGCACAAGCUGCCCGAGGCCUCGAGUACCUCCACAGGUAUGUAUCGCCCAGCGUCACCCACAGGGACGUGAAAUCGUCAAACAUCCUCCUGGAUUGCGACUGGAACGCGAAAGUAUCAAACUUUGGGCUAUCGGUGUGCGGUCCUCAAGACAAUGCAACACACCUGAGCAAUUUGACGAUCGUUGGAACUCCCGGUUACUUGGAUCCUGAGUAUGGGAACUCCUCCCAACUCACAACCACAAGCGACGUCUACAGCUUUGGAGUGGUUCUUCUCGAGCUCAUGUCUGGUCAAAAGCCAAUCGAUCUGUCAAGAGAGAUCCAGAGUCUGGUUGCUUGGGUGCUCGAUCUGGUGGAACGUGACGAGUGGAGCUCGGUGUUGGAUGCUAGACUUGCAGUGCCUUUGGAGCCGGAGCCACUCUAUCGUGCAGUGAAGUUGGCGCUGGAGUGUACCAAAGUCAGUGGGAAGGAGAGGCCGUCCAUGUCGCAUGUCGCCAAAACUCUCGAGGAAGUUUUGGAGGCUGUGGUUUCUCCUCAAACUUGUGCUUUUUCUAGCGUACAGAUUCAGGGAGAGUUUCUUGCUGUUUCAUCUUGGGAUGGAUCGAGACUUCCUUCCAGACAUGAUGUUGAUGUAGAUAUCUUUGAGGAUUUGGAUGCUGAUGAUGUUGAUGUCGAAGUCUUUGAGGAUUUCCCACAGAAGGAUGAUGAUUAUGAGAACCAGAAACGGGGUGACGGUCUAGGCAAGCACAGGAAGGGCAAGAAUAAUAACAACAACAACAUCAACAUCAACAUCAACUUCUGCAAGAACGAGUCUAUGGAUCACAAACGUGAGGAGGAGAAGGAGAAGGAAAAGAAGACUUAUCCUUAG